AUGAAGAGUGUUGUAGCUUGCUUUCUCCUUUUUUUAGGUAUCUCCAACGGGAGAAGCCUGUUUAGAGAGCCAAGGGAGUACGAUUGGAACUCUACCGCAUUCUCUUUACAAAAACGACAAGACAAUGGACCAAUACAGUGCACCAGUAGCACUCCUUGCGCAGAUGGUAGCUGCUGUAACUCGACGGAAGAACUUCACUGCAAGAAUGCAGACCCCAAGGGAAAUACCUUACCUUGUCAAGCAGGGUAUGGUCUGUGCCAGGUGAUACCGCCUCCAUCUUGUGGAACAGGGAGCGGAACUGCCAGUGGCGGAAGAAAAAUAGGUUAUUAUCAAGUUUCGAAUAUAAGAGGCAGGGUUUGCAACAAAGUAGUUCCAGAUCAACUUAUUACCAGGGGCUUCACACAACUUAAUCUUGCGUUUGCAUCAAUCAAUCCAUCAACUUUUGAAGUUAUACCUUGGGAUCCUGCAGAUGAGCCCUAUUAUUAUUCAUUCACGAACCUGAAGUCGGCAACACUACAAACAUGGAUAUCCGUGGGUGGAUUUGAUUUCAGCGAUCCCGGUCCAACGCACACGACAUGGUCAGAUAUGGUGGCCACAGCCGGCAACAGACAAAAAUUUAUCUCAUCCCUCUUAAGUUUUAUGGCAAAAUACAAAUUUCAAGGGGCAGAUCUUGAUUGGGAGUAUCCUACUGCACCAGAGCGUGGAGGAAGAUCAACAGAUCCUCAAAACUAUGUCAGUCUCGUGAGAGAGAUGAGGGCAGCAUUUGGCACUACAUACGGGAUAAGUCUCGUGCUCGCCCCGGAUUACUGGUACCUUCGAGGCAUGGAUCCAAAAUCAAUGGAGCCCUAUGUCGAUCAUUUUGGCUUCAUGUCCUAUGAUCUUCACGGCUCGUGGGAUGGCAAUAACCCGACAUUGGGACCUAAGAUUCGUCCACAAACCGAUAUUAGGGAGAUCUAUAAUGACACAAAACCACUUUGGUUCGCAAAGCUUAACCCUGCCAAAAUAAAUUUUGGAAUAGCGUAUUAUGGUCGCGGGUAUACUGUUGCAGAUAGAUCCUGUAUGACCCUGGGUUGUACAUUCAGCGGACCGAACAAAGCAGCUGCCUGUACCAACUUCCCUGGUGUUAUGUCCGCUAGAGAAAUUCAAAAUAUUAUCGACAGUAGAGGCGUUAGGCCAAACCUACUGUCCGGUCCGAUGAUUAAAGAGCUCAAGUGGGACGACCAAUGGAUGGGCUAUGACGACGAUGAGACCAUAGCUAUGAAGCUCGGCGUAGCUAACGAUCUCUGUUUGGGUGGAUCAAUGGUGUGGUCUGUCGACUUUGAUGCUCGUAUCGCCGACCAAGGUGCACCGCCAACGGUUCCACAACCCGGAAGCCCCCCUCCUCUGUUCAUACCUGGCAGUAAUCUGAAUAUCGUCACGCAGGGUGAUUCUUUCGUUGUUGUAGCCGCCGGAUCACAAUUAGGGAGUGCUACCACAAGACAAUACCAAUGGAGAUAUUACGGGGUUAGAGAGGGCCAAACUGUUGACUACUCAUUUUUGUUUGAGCAGAAUAACAGUCCAAUCUCGGUGUCAAAAGCAUUGUCGGCCGGGUUUGACAUCGGGUCAGAUAAGCCACCUACUGCUGUAACCUACCACAGAGUUUUUGGAAGAAGGUGUAGCUAUGAUCCUAAUACUGGACCUGGUGGAAGUUUGGAAUGCUGGGGCGAGGGCUCAUCUGGCCCGUCAGCGACUUCCGCCCCGAGCCAGACUGUGACUUCCGCCGCUCCAAGCGCUACUGCAACAAUACAAUGCUCUAAGCCAAGUGCCUCAGCAAUGUUCUGUGCUCCACAGAAUAGAAAUUGCGGCAGGAUCUACUCUGUUUGCGAUAUGCCGCAGCCAGAUGUUGCACCGCGAGGACUGCCCAACAUUCCGCCGAUCCCCCCUAUACCCGAUCCUUCUUUCCCAGGUCAUAUCAUAGGGCAGAUGGGUAGGGUUCCGCUUAUGCUUCGGUAUAUCUCAGUCGCAUGGAUGAUGGACCGGAUCCGCCCAGGUGUCAAUUAUGGAAAUCAUGUCCAGCUGUUCUAUACUAGGCCGCUCGUCGCAAUAUUUGGGAGGCGCGGCCUUUCGGGGAUAGCUCAAACUGUUGCAUCGCACCGGGGCGGUAACGGCUGGCUAACCAUAUGGGACGGCUGGUAUAGCGACGACUUCCCCAACACUAAUGACCCUUAUAUUAAUUACUACGAUCUAAGCCCAUUCGGGUAUCUUAGAGACGUCCGUAUUACCGAUCCCAGACCGGUUUUACCCCAAGAUUUCUAUGAGGCUAGCGACCAAUACUAUUAUUUCAGUUUGAUGUCUGCCGCGUAUGCUAUGUCGGCCCGAGGGAUAGUAAUAGUCCUUACGGAUGACCCACGCAGAAUCACUAUGACAGGAAUCUGGGGAAACGUUGAAUUUCGUAUCCUUUCAAAUCAAGGUUGGACCGACCGGUACGGCAACACAGUAAGAAACCCGAAUGUUGAUCUGAUCAUUGCUACAAAUGAGGAGGAAACGGUAACAUACAUAAUCUUCGAUCGCCAUGACCCAAGUACCACUCCGAAUUCACCAAAACCCUGGGGCGGUCCUUUGCCUGAUGUCAACGGGAGAACAAAGAGGCAACUAUGCGGGGCAGCGUGCCAGCCAGAUGGUAUUCUCCGAUGGCCAGUGGCUAGAAGUGAUCCAGAGAGGUUCUCAUACGGAGGAAGGCCAUACUGGUUCGACUUUUUCGGUUGA
This is a messenger RNA of Orbilia oligospora ATCC 24927, 2745 nucleotides long. RefSeq lists its product as uncharacterized. Gene Ontology annotation, molecular function: chitin binding. Lineage: Eukaryota; Fungi; Ascomycota; Orbiliomycetes; Orbiliales; Orbiliaceae. The record is from RefSeq and is a predicted model, not a curated record. The transcript has 13 exons. Gene Ontology annotation, biological process: carbohydrate metabolic process. Bases 1 to 2745 code for a protein of 914 amino acids.